Molecule: messenger RNA, 2256 nt
Organism: Heterostelium album PN500
Lineage: Eukaryota; Evosea; Eumycetozoa; Acytosteliales; Acytosteliaceae
Gene: ddx3
Product: putative RNA helicase
Exons: 1
Coding region: 1-2256 (751 amino acids)
Cellular component (GO): nucleus
Molecular function (GO): RNA binding; ATP binding; RNA helicase activity
Source: RefSeq, a predicted model, not a curated record
AUGCCAAUUGAAAAGUCAAAAGAAAAUGAUGGUAGUCCCCUGAACAAUUUUUCAGGGCUAACCAUCUCUAAUGAGGGUAGUUCAAAAAAUCAACCACCAUUAAACAAUAGCAACAACAGUAGUAAUACCACUACUACAUCGACCUCUUCGUCGACACCAGCUCCAUACGUUCCACCAUCGCGUCGUACCCGUGAUUUCCAAAACCAAGCACCACGUGGAGACUACGAUCGUCGUGGUUCCAACGAGAGAAGAGACAGUCGUGAUAACUACGACAACCGUGACUCCCACGAUCGUCGUGACAACCGUGAUUCAUUCGAUCGUCGUGAUAACAAUGACAAUCGUGAUGCCCCACGUGACGCUCCAAGAGACGCCCCACGUGAUGCACCAAGAGAUGCCCCCCGUGACGCACCAAGAGAUGCUCCACGUGAUUCACGUGACUUCCGUGACUCUUACGAUUCCUACGACCGUCGUGACAACCGUGGUGGUAGUGGCGGUGACUUUUACAAGUCUGGUCCACCAUCCGGAGGUUACAGAAACGAUCGUUGGGGAGACAACAACCGUGGAGGUGGAUAUAGUUCACCAUCCUAUGGUCGUUCAUCUGCCUUCAACCGUGGAGGUUCCUCCUACGGUGGAAAGGGUGGUCGUCCACAAAUUGAAAGAUACUUUGACAAGUGGAAUUCCUACCGUGAUCCAAGAAUCCACACUGAAAUGAAGAGAGAAGACUUUACCGAGUUGGACGAGAAGACCGCCGAAGAAAUCUUCAAGUCAAAGGCCAACCACGGUCUCGAUUUCGAUGCCUACGAUGACGAUGACAUCUCCAUCGAAACCUCUGAACACAUCUGUGCUCCAUUGAACUCCUUCAUGGACAUUGAUCUCGGAGACGUUCUCUUUAAGAACAUCAAGUACGCCAAGUACACCAAGCCAACUCCAGUACAAAAGUCUGCCCUCCCAAUCAUCAUGAAGGGUCGUGAUUUGAUGGCUUGUGCUCAAACCGGUUCCGGUAAGACCGCUGCUUUCUUGUUCCCAAUCAUCUCUGGUAUCUUGCUCGAUGGUGCACCCGAGCCAUUGGCUGCCUAUCGUCCAGGUGUCCCACGUCCAGUUCACCCACGUGCUCUCGUCUUGGCACCAACCAGAGAGCUUGCACUCCAAAUCUAUGAUGAAGCCUCCAAGUUCUCAUAUGGUUCACCAGUUACCUCUGUCGUAGUCUAUGGUGGUGCUGAAAUCUCACACCAAAUCGCUGAACUCGAUCGUGGUUGUGAUAUCUUGGUUGCCACCACCGGUCGUCUUGUCGAUCUCCUCUCCAGAGGUAGAGUCUCUUUGGCUCACGUCAAGUACCUCGUUCUCGAUGAGGCCGAUCGUAUGUUGGAUAUGGGUUUCGAGCCACAAAUCCGUCAAAUCGUCGUCGACAACGACAUGCCAGGCAACCGUGACCGUCAAACACUGAUGUUCUCUGCCACCUUUCCCAAGCCAAUUCAAAAUCUCGCCUCUGAUUUCUUGAACAACUACAUCUUCUUGAAGGUCGGUGUUAUCGGUACCACCCAAAACAUCACUCAACGUAUUGAAUACGUUCAAGACGACGAGAAGAACAGUUACUUGUUGGAUUUCUUAUCAACCCUCAAGUCUGACGGUCUCACCUUGAUCUUUGUUGAGACCAAGCGUCUCUGUGACUCCUUGACUCACUACCUCAACACCAAGGGAUUCGCCUCCACCUGUAUCCACGGUGACUUGUCUCAAUACGAAAGAGAGAGUGCACUCAACAGUUUCCGUACCAACCAAACCCCAUACUUGGUUGCCACUGAUGUUGCCUCUAGAGGUCUCCACAUCCCCAACGUCCUCUACGUUAUCAACUUUGACUUGCCAACAGACAUUCAUGUCUACGUUCAUCGUAUCGGUCGUACUGGUCGUGCCGGUAAGAAAGGUUUCGCCAUCUCUUUCUACAACGAGAGAAACAAGUCACUCUCCACUGACUUGCUCCAAUUGAUGAGAAAGUCCAACCAAGAAGUCCCAGAUUGGUUCGAGCGUACCGUCUCUUACUCAUACAGCAAGCCAAAGAACACUCCACCACAAAAGUCAAGAUACAACAACAAUGACUCACCAUUCAACAACAAGGGUUACAAUAACAACUACAACAAUAACAAUAACAACAACGACAGAUACAAUCGUAAUGAACGUAGAGGAGGUGGUGGUGGUGGCGGUGGUAAUCAUGAUGAUUACUCAAUGCAUCACAACUAUUUCAACAACGGUGGUCAAUAUUAA